AUGGUAGAUGAUGGGUCGGGGGUGUCACGACUAGCUACCGUCAAUAGUUGCCCCGGCUUUUGUGGUCGUCAGGCAACCACAUCGUCAUCUGGAAAUGUCACUUAUUCCAAUUGUCAGGCUUGUAGCUGGGGUCAUCGAAGUGUCGAGAAGUUUCUUUGCUCUUCAUGUGAUGAUCUCUUACCUCUCUACGAUUGGCUUUAUCUUCUUUUUAUUGCUCUAGUCCCUUUGCUAUUGAAUUCGUUCUUCGUGCAACUGUAUGCUCCUCCUAAAAGUACUCGGCAGCACCUAUUCUUACAACAUUUAUGUUGCUUAUUGGAAUGCACCCUAUCCGCCCUAUUCUCUGUUCUUGUAAUGCCACCACGUGGCACUCCAAUUCUUUAUGGUUGCAUUAAGAAUUCAUUGCGGGACUGGUAUCCGGUAUUUUACAAUCCUGUCGUUAAUCAUACAUAUACUUUGCGAUGUACACAGGAAAUAGUCUUUCCACUAUAUUCCUUGCCUUUCAUUUAUUUGGCACUCUGUUUGAUGUGUUUGAUUAUUUUUCGCUCAAUUCUUUACUUAACAGUACUCAAGAAUAGCUAUAUCGCCAGUGACCCAUAUUAUGCUGCACUUUUUGCCAUCCCAGUGAUAGCCCUCUUUCAUGCACUUUUUGCAGGUCUGCUCUACUACAGCUUUGGUUAUGUAGCUUUGGUAUGUAGCCUGAGUUUGAAUGCACUUCAUAUGGCACUUAAACGAGAAAAAUCGAUAUGUAAACUGUAUUACGAAAUGAUAUACAAACCGCGUAAUCUCUUUAUCCUCAUUGUUCAUAUGGCUCUGUUUGGCUUCUCCAUCUUAACGUUAACUUUAAAUCGUAUAACAGCUAGUGGAACACUUAUAUCUUUAUUUGCAGUUCUUCUUGUACCAUUACCAUCGCUAUUCUACCUUGUGACUGUUGGCAUUACUGAUCCAGAACAUGUACAUAGCGCUUUCUAG
Molecule: messenger RNA, 969 nt
Organism: Brugia malayi
Lineage: Eukaryota; Metazoa; Nematoda; Chromadorea; Rhabditida; Onchocercidae
Gene: Bma-jamp-1
Exons: 5
Coding region: 1-969 (322 amino acids)
Biological process (GO): response to unfolded protein
Cellular component (GO): membrane
Molecular function (GO): ubiquitin protein ligase binding
Source: RefSeq, a predicted model, not a curated record